AAACAGAAUGGUUUCGCAUGCGCGCGAAUGCUUUCAAACCAUACUUGUAACAAAGUCCCAAAUGGAUGCAUCCUUGACCUCAUUAUAUUUCAUGACGCUGUCAUGGCAUACAAAAAGAUGCGAGCACGUUUUGAUCAGAGGCGAAAUUUGAAGAAUGAAUAUGAACUGCUGAUAAAGUUUGAUGAGCAAACCUAUGAUUUGUUUGGACUGUAUCAGCAAGCUGUAGUCGGUGAUAUUAAUGUACCAAAAAUGGAUUAUCGUGAUCCAAACGAAACCUCUUACAUGUGGUCGUGGAUCAAAGGUAAUCGUAAGUGGCAUGCUUGGAAUAAAUGCAAAGUUAAUGCCCUUAAAAAGGGCUUAGAUGAACUAAUCAAUGAAUGGAAAGAUGAAUUAGAUCCAAGGGUACCAAAUAAAGAUAUCUGGGUUCCAGAAGAAGAAAGAGAACAGUUCGAAAAAUUCUUAGAACAGGCUAAACUUGAAAGAAGGUGCCUGAUUUUUUUUCUUUGA
Molecule: messenger RNA, 507 nt
Organism: Thelazia callipaeda (thelaziosis nematode)
Lineage: Eukaryota; Metazoa; Nematoda; Chromadorea; Rhabditida; Thelaziidae
Source: the annotation of a GenBank genome assembly